AAGUGCACAUGUUCUUCAUUGUUCGUCUUCUUCCUUUCGAUUCAACUAUUGUUCGGUUGUUUGUAUUUUGCUUUCCGGGAAAAUCUUCGAAGAAAUCGGUUCAGCUCUCAGUUUUAAUCUGCAGGUUUCUGGAAUUUGUGAGCUUUACAUCAUUUUUCCAUCCAUUUCCCCUCCCUUUUUCGAAAUCUUCGACUUCGUUUUGCCCUCCGAUUUGUAACCAAUGGAGAUGGAGAUGGAGUUGGAGUUGGAAGGUUCGUAUUCGCACGCUUUGUAUUCCAUUUCCCGCGUAUCGCUCACCGAGGAUGGAAGAACUCCGCGGUUUUCGAUAAAACCAUUACGAAGUCCGCAGCGAAUAUCUAAACCUACGCCCUUUUAAGUUUUCUUUAGGGUUUCAUUAAUUUCAUAGGUUUUGGAUGUGUUUUGGUCUGAAAUUUCGAAGAUUCUAUCUCGAAUCUGAGAAUAUUUGUUGAAUUGUGUUCAAUUUGAAAAUUGGUUGUUCCUGUCGUUGAGACUACUCGAAGUUUUCAUGGUCGAUGAAAUAUUUCUUUUCGAUUGUAUGUGCUUUAGGGUUUCAUAUGGCUCUCAUAAGCUGUAGUUUCUCUUCGAAUCCCUCAAUCCCAACUUGUUAGCUCCAAAAAAAAAAAAAAAAGCUGUUGUUUCUAUUUCUCCACUCUUUUUUGAGGAACUUUUGAAUCUUUAAAUUGAAUCCAAGCUCUUCAGCGAGAGUUAUUGGAUGGCUAGAAGGAUGGAGUUGGGGUUCCCGAAGUCUGCUUCAUACAGUCUUCGAGAACAAGCUGCUAGAACGAUUCUACGCAAUGUAAGGUCACAAGGGCACUCAUACGUUGAGCUGCGAGAAGAUGGGAAAAGGUUUAUUUUCUUCUGCACUUUGUGUCUUGCACCAUGUUAUAGUGAUUCAGUGCUCUUUAACCACCUGAAGGGCACUCUUCACACUGAAAGACUGUCUGCUGCUAAGCUCACACUCUUAGGACCAAAUCCGUGGCCUUUUGAUGAUGGUGUUCUUUUCUUCCAUAAGCCAGUUGAAGGAGAUAACCAGGUUCGGAGUUUAAAUGACAAUCAGGAAAGGUUGUUGGAGUAUCACAACAAUGAUAACAAUCUUGCUAUUGUCAGCUAUGUUGAUCAUUCUAAAGGAAAUGGCAAUGGCCAUGGUGAAUUUAAUGGAAAUGUGCGGAACGUGGAAGAUUGUUCCUUCGAGAAUUUGGACGACAGUGGAGACAAUGGUCCUUUGGUGAUUCCUGGUGUACUGAUUAAGGAUGAAAUUUCUGAUAUAAGGGUGAGGGAGUUGGGUUAUGGACAAAUUGCUGCAAGGUUUACUGAGAAGGAUGGGAUCCUAUGUGGGAUUAGCAGAAUAUGGUGUGAAUGGCUGGGAAAAGUAAAUGCCGGGCUCGAGAAUAAGGUCAAAGUUCCUGUACAUGACUUUGCUAUUGUUACUUUCACUUACAAUGUUGAUUUAGGUAGAAAGGGCUUGCUCGAUGAUGUCAAGUUAUUGCUCUCGUCAAGUACCGGAGCUGAACCAGAGACUGAUGAGAACUCUAGAGUGAAACGAAAGAAAUGUUUCUCUGAUUCUGAGGAUGUUAGUCAGUCUAUGAGCCAUCAAUAUGAUUCGUCAGUCAUGUUGAACAAGUCAGUAAAGCGUGAGCUGAAAAGGCAACAGCGUUUAGCUUCAGAGCGGAUGUGUGAUAUCUGUCAACAGAAGAUACUUACUCAUAAAGAUGUAGCAACACUCUUGAACAUGAAAACUGGAAGACUUGCCUGCAGUAGUAGAAAUGUUAAUGGGGUGUUUCAUGUAUUUCAUACCUCUUGCCUUAUACACUGGAUACUUCUCUGUGAGUAUGAGAUGAGUGUGAAGAAUCUUGGUGGUUCAAAAGUUAGACGGAGGUACAGGAGAAAGAACAAGACUAAGGGCAACAAAUACAGCAAGAACGGCGAAACGAGACAAAUAAAAACUCAAAUUGAUUCUGUUUUCUGCCCUGCUUGUCAAGGUACCGGUAUAAUUGUUGAUGGGGAUGACCUAGAGAAACCAACUAUCCCUCUUUCUGAGAUCUUUAAAUACAAAAUAAAGGUGAGCGAUGCCCGAAGAGCAUGGAUGAAAAGCCCUGAGGUUCUGCAGAAUUGUUCGACAGGUUUCCAUUUCCCUUACCAAUCUGAAGAAACUCUACAGGAAAAUAUGAAGCAUCUCAAGUUGGUGCAUUUUUAUGGAGCUUUUGUAUAGGAAGUACCAUCAAAAUCGUCGAGGUCGGAACAGUAGUAGGCUUCGCGUACAGUAGGUCUUACUUUCUUCAUAGCUGCUGGACAAACUUUUGUUGAACAUUGUGAUGGUCAUUGUAAAUGAAAGGUCCACAAGUCUCGUAAAUAAUAUGAAGGUGGAAGGGCGUGGAGUAUCUUUAUAUAUAGAUUGGUUCUUCACCGUUCUGCUCUCUGUUGGUCAGACUUCAUUGUAUGUAUAUUACUGGAUCACAUCAAAUCAGGCAUGCCAAUGUAGAAGAAUUUAAUGCUUAUUUGUCCA
Molecule: messenger RNA, 2524 nt
Organism: Cucurbita moschata (crookneck pumpkin)
Lineage: Eukaryota; Viridiplantae; Streptophyta; Magnoliopsida; Cucurbitales; Cucurbitaceae
Exons: 6
Coding region: 734-2230 (498 amino acids)
Source: RefSeq, a predicted model, not a curated record